Molecule: messenger RNA, 751 nt
Organism: Myiozetetes cayanensis
Lineage: Eukaryota; Metazoa; Chordata; Aves; Passeriformes; Tyrannidae
Gene: HSCB
Product: HscB mitochondrial iron-sulfur cluster cochaperone
Exons: 6
Coding region: 10-681 (223 amino acids)
Biological process (GO): [2Fe-2S] cluster assembly; protein complex oligomerization
Cellular component (GO): mitochondrion
Molecular function (GO): ATPase activator activity; protein-folding chaperone binding
Source: RefSeq, a predicted model, not a curated record
CGGGGCGCGAUGCGGGCGGCGCUGCGGGCCCGGCUCGGGUGGGCGCGGCGGGCGCUGCUCGGGGCCGGGCUGGGCCGCGCCCCGGGGCCCCUGUGCUGGAGCUGCGGCACCGCGCUCCCCGCCACCGACGGGCCGCCGCGCUUCUGCCCCGCCUGCCGGGCCCUGCAGCCGCCGGCGCCGCGGCCCGACCUCUUCCGCCUGAUGGACUGUGACCGCUCCUUCCGCAUCGACGCGCGGCAGCUGCAGCGGCGGUUCCGGAGCCUGCAGCGCGCCGUACACCCCGACCGCUUCGGCCAGAGGCCGCCGAAAGAGCAGUACUACUCUGAGCAACACUCUUCCCUGAUCAACAAGGCCUACCAGACCCUGCUGAACCCUCUGAGCCGGGGCCUCUAUCUACUGGAGCUGAGUGGAGUGGAGCCAGCACAAGAAACAGACUGUGAUGCAGACUCAGCAUUCCUCAUGGAAAUCAUGGAAAUUAAUGAGAAAUUAGCAGAGUCAAAAAAUGAGAAUAUCAUUGAAGAAAUUGAAACUUUAAUUAAAGUUAAACAAGAAGAACUGACCAGAGAGCUGACUGCAGCUUUCGAAAGAGAUGAUCUUCAAGAAGCUAAGAAGCUUCUAGGAAAAAUGAAGUAUUUUGCAAACUUAGAGGAUAAACUAAAGACCAAGAAGAUCCCUUCCUGAUGCUGCUUCCUUUGGGAUUAAUAAUUAAUGUUAUUUUCAAUUAAACAGAUAGUUAUCAAAAUCGGACAAA